AUGAAUUCCCCUCGCAAAGAGCCCUCGUGCGAACAACCCUGCAUAGAGACCGGACGGACAGAGCUCCCCGCAUUGAAUCGGAGCCAACUGCAAUCACAGCGGCGGUUGAGACUGCUACUCCUAGCCGUCACGCUGAUUGCGCUUUUGAGACACGUCUACGUGAUGAUAGAUCAGUAUAUGGGGUCAGCAGACCCUGCGAUCUAUUGGCGCGGAGGCUGA
Molecule: messenger RNA, 219 nt
Organism: Aspergillus ochraceoroseus IBT 24754
Lineage: Eukaryota; Fungi; Ascomycota; Eurotiomycetes; Eurotiales; Aspergillaceae
Exons: 2
Coding region: 1-219 (72 amino acids)
Source: RefSeq, a predicted model, not a curated record